Molecule: messenger RNA, 2198 nt
Organism: Daldinia caldariorum
Lineage: Eukaryota; Fungi; Ascomycota; Sordariomycetes; Xylariales; Hypoxylaceae
Product: Phosphoribosylaminoimidazole carboxylase
Exons: 3
Coding region: 77-1897 (606 amino acids)
Biological process (GO): 'de novo' IMP biosynthetic process
Molecular function (GO): metal ion binding; phosphoribosylaminoimidazole carboxylase activity; ATP binding
Source: RefSeq, a predicted model, not a curated record
GGGGUUUUCCAAUUCGCGACUUAUACGUCAUUCCUAAUUAUUCCAAUUCCUCGUACUUUUCUUUUUCUCUCUUACCAUGGCAGCAAAGAAGCCCGUAAUUGGGUUAUUAGGGGGUGGCCAGCUCGGGCGUAUGCUCUGCGAAGCGGCCGGGCCCUUAGGAAUACCAAUUGCCGUCCUCGACACUGAAGAUUGUCCCGCGAAGCAGGCUAAUCAAAGCAGCUUGCACGUUACUGGAUCUUUCAAAGAUCCCGAGAAGAUCAAGAUUCUCGCUUCCCGUGUGGACUUCCUCACGGUUGAGAUCGAGCAUGUGGAGACCGAGGUGCUCGAAGAGAUCGCAACAAGAGGUGUAGAAAUUCCCUUACCUGAUGGGAGGGGUACAGUCUUAAAGAAGGUCCCCGUGCAUCCAUCGUGGCAGACGAUACGCCUAAUCCAAGACAAAUUCCAGCAAAAGGAAUACUUCGGUAAUAAUGGCAUUCCUGUUGCUGAACAGAUGGCUAUAGAAUCUGGCGAGAGCAGGGCCGAUUCGCUGGACGAAGCAGCUUGGAAGUACGGAUUCCCUUUUAUGCUGAAGGGAAGUAAAGGUUCCUACGACGGUCGUGGAAACUUCAAGGUUAACGGUCCGGAGGACUUGGCUAUUGCCAUACAGCAGAUGGGGGACCAGCCUUUAUAUGCGGAAAAGUGGGUGCCUUUCGAAAUGGAACUCUCAGUCAUGGUCUUACGGACGGAGGAUGAUGAUGGCUGCUUGAAGCACGUCUACCCUUACCCGGUUGUCGAGACUAUACACGAAGACAGCAUAUGUACCAAGGUGUUCUAUCCACCUCGAAACAUACCAGAAGAUGUCAAGAGGCGAGCGCAAAAGGUAGCUAGCGAUGUUGUAGCUAGCCUUUGGGGUCGGGGAGUCUUCGCUGUAGAGAUGUUCUUGCUCGCCGAUGGCCAGAUUCUGGUCAACGAAGUUGCUCCUCGCCCGCACAACUCCGGUCAUUUUACCAUCGAGGCCGUGCCACAAAUGUCACAAUAUAAGGCUCAACUAUACUCCAUUCUGGAUCUUAUCCCACAGAAAGGUGUAAAUCUCAAUGCGCGAGUGCCUUCCGCAAUUAUGCUCAACAUUCUCGGCGGCGCCCUCCCAUCUUCUCACAUUAGAUUGGUGGAACUUGCAGAGAGCACAUAUGAUGAAUUUACGGAUAUAUACGUACAUCUAUACGGGAAGGAAUCGAAGCCGGGACGGAAAAUUGGUCACAUAACCGCCACAGGGUUCUCUUCCGUUGAACGUCUCGCUGAGACCAUAACACCUCUCAUCGAUGUUAUGGAUGAGAUCCGAGCCGAACGCAUUGGUUUGAAGAUUCCUGUGCAGAAGCAAGCAGGACGAGUAAAACCCGUGCCUCUGGUUGCUGUAACCAUGGGCUCUGAUUCGGAUCUGACCACUUUGGCAGCCGGUCUAAAGGUUUUAGACGAGUUCAACGUGCCAUACGAAGUCCGUAUCACGUCGGCGCACCGAACGCCGCAUCACAUGAUGCAAUUCGCAGCAGAAAUGAAAAAAUCAUGCUGUAAGGUUAUCAUUGCAGCGGCAGGGGGCGCCGCGCAUUUACCGGGUAUGCUCGCGUCUGAAGUACAUAUUCCCGUGAUAGGUGUGCCUGUGAAGGCGUCGGUGCUCGAUGGCGUCGAUAGUUUGCACAGCAUCGUGCAAAUGCCAAGAGGCAUUCCCUGUGCUACAGUCGGAAUCGGCAACUCGACCAACGCCGCGCUACUCGCGAUCCGGAUUUUAGGUGACGCAUAUCCCGAAUACGCAGAACGUAUGGUACGAUAUCAGGAGAAGAUGAAGAAUGAGGUGCUGGCCAAAGACGAGAAGAUCCAAUCUUUGGGCUGGCAGGAGUAUCUACACGGGAUGCAGAAGAAAUGAGCGGCGGCUGUCUUCCGACGGUCCAGCAUAGAUGUGGAUCUCGGAAAUCUGUCGAUAUUGUAAAAUUUAGCAGCUAUCGGGCUUAAGAUAGAUAUCGGCACACGCCGGCUUCGUGUGGUUACCACAUUUGGGUAGGAUGUAAAGUUACCCGUAGAGGCUCAGUUAUUUGGGUUUCAAAAUUCGACGUAAAAGCAUACAAUCGUUUUCAACCAACAAGAACAUAUCCCGAUGCUACAAGAAUAUAUUUACGACCAGGUAUCCGACAUCCUGACGAUAAGCGUAUUAUAAAGACUCACGUAAA